Messenger RNA from Ceratina calcarata, 2715 nucleotides. RefSeq names its product sodium-independent sulfate anion transporter. The record is from RefSeq and is a predicted model, not a curated record. Bases 642 to 2384 code for a protein of 580 amino acids. Gene Ontology annotation, biological process: transmembrane transport. Gene Ontology annotation, cellular component: membrane. The transcript is spliced from 8 exons. NCBI's taxonomy places the organism in Eukaryota, Metazoa, Arthropoda, Insecta, Hymenoptera, Apidae.
CGAUUUAUAGAAAAAUCGUGAUCUGCGGAUAGUGGAAGGAACGCGUGUAACGUGCAAGACGUCGAUCGUUAUCCUCGAAAUCUGAACUCGGAUUUGACUUCUUAAAUCGAUGUCAGGACCGUUUGACCUUACACAAAAGUCCGGGAACUAAUGGCCUCGUGACACUCUAACUUUGACGGCCGAUCGUCGAGUUCCAGGUUCAUUCGAGCGUCUCGCGAAUUUGCAUGCAUCGUUACUGUUGUUACUCGAUCAUGUGACAAGUUAUCAAGUGGAAUUAGCGGACUCGUCCGAUAAAAGUCGUCGAGAUACCGGGAUCCGUACGCGGUAUCUCGAUAAACAAAGAAAUUCUUCCCUCGCAGUGUCGAUCGUCGUUCCGACGCGACUUGUCUGCGGAGCUCCCUGGCUCGAACGCGUCAUCGUGUUCGUCGAUUUCGCUGCCGAAAUUUAUUCGUUUCCGCCUAGACCACCGUCGCCGUCGCCGCUUGAACUUCGUGAACGCUCACGUGUGGCAGCGUGAAGAACGGAUCCAGAAACUGGCAGACCGUAAAAGCGUUCGCCGGUGGUGGUGCACGCUCGAAUCUCGCGAACAAUCAUUCAUUUCCUUGCCCAAAUCGGAUUAGAUCGGAGAGAGGAAGACUCGAAUGAACAUGUUGUUUUCAGGGAGGAACGUCGGUUCGAAGUUCGAUCUGAAGCAGAUCCUUCUACGAAGGAUACCGAUCCUGGCAUGGCUGCCUCUGUACGGUUCGUCGAAAUUCCUGCAGGACGUUUUGGCAGGACUGACAGUCGGUUUGACCGCGAUACCGCAGGGUAUAGCUUACGCAAUAGUCGCCGGACUCCCAGCACAGUACGGCCUCUACAGCAGUUACAUGGGUUGCUUCGUCUACCUGGUGUUCGGCAGCUGCAAGGACAUCACGGUGGGACCUACGGCAAUCAUGGCUCUACUGUCGCAACAGCAUGUGAUGAGGCUCGGAGAUGACAUCGCGGUACUUCUGUGCUUUUUGUCGGGUUGCGUGAUCACGGUCAUGGGACUGCUCCAUUUAGGAUUCCUCGUGGAGUUCGUUAGCAUGCCGGUGAUCUCUGGAUUCACGAACGCGGCUGCCAUUAUAAUCGGCACCUCGCAGUUAGGCACGUUGCUCGGUUUGAGCGGCAGGAGCGACUCGUUCGUCGACGCGAUCGUUAAAGUUCUCGAUCACGUCAAUGAGAUCACCGCUUGGGAUCCACUGUUAGGAGUCUGUUCGAUGAUCGUCCUGGUCUGUUUGAAGAAACUGCCCGGGAAGAAGGCCGGGACGCCGUUCGAAAAAUUCUUAUGGGUAACGUCGCUGGCGAGGAACGCGGUGAUCGUCGUCGCUGGAAUUCUAUUGAGUUACACGUUGUCCCGUUACGACAUCAGACCGUUUAAAAUUACUGGCAAUAUUACGGAGGGUCUACCGCCGCUCGCACCACCUCCGUUCAGCGUCGUAAAGGGAAACCAUACGUACAAUUUCGUUGAGUCAGUCGUCGAACUCGGAAGCACCGUCGUCUCGGUUCCCCUGAUCGCUAUUUUGGAGAGUAUCGCUAUCGCCAAGGCUUUCGCUAAAGGGAAGACGGUAGACGCUAAUCAAGAGAUGCUCGCCCUGGGGCUGUGCAACGUUUUCGGUAGCUUUACCCGAUCGAUGCCAACAACCGGGAGCUUCACGAGGACCGCCGUGAACAACGCAUCGGGCGUAAAAACACCGAUGGGCGGCGUAAUCACCGGAUGCCUGGUGCUCUUGGCGUGCGGCCUUCUCACCUCCACUUUCGAGUUCAUCCCGAAAGCAACGCUGGCCGCGGUGAUCAUGGUUGCCAUGUACAACAUGCUCGAGCUUCGUAUUUUCACCGUGCUUUGGCGUACCAAAAAGAUUGACCUGAUACCUUUGACGGUGACUUUGUCGAGCUGCCUGGCGAUCGGUCCGGAAUACGGCAUGAUUGCCGGAAUCGUGGUAAAUCUGAUUCUCCUGCUCUAUUUCGCGGCCAGACCCGGAUUAUUGAUCGAGGAGCGAGUCGUCGAUGGCCUGACGAUCCUGUUCGUAUCGCCGAAACAGUCGCUGAGCUACCCGGCCGCAGAGUAUCUCCGCGAACGCAUCAUGUCCUGGGGCAACAACGGAUCGCGACAACGCAUCCCCGUGGUGGUGGAGGGCCGCCACGUCCUUCGGAUCGACGCGACCGUGGCGAAGAACCUCGCUCUGUUGUUGGCCGACUUGGAAGCCAGGGGACAGAAGCUCGUCUUCUGGAAUUGGUGCGAGGAGGCCAGGCGAACUCUGAUAAGUUACGACGCUACGCUUACGAUGUCCUUCCGAGCUUCCGGCAGUAUCGUUCAAAUAUUCUCAAGCAGAACGUUCCCAUCGCCGCACGUCUUGCGCGAGUGAAACUCUAAACGCAAUUUCCUUGGAACGCGGCCAAAGUUCAUGGUUCCCGGUUCGCGUUCGAACACAAAAUGCAUCGUCGCUCUUGGCGUGGAUCCGAUUCGUUUCGUUCGACGCUCGUAUGGACAAAGUCACGAGAACAAUUUCCGUACGAGGACCUCUACGGUACGUGAUGCGCAAUUACGUGAAGCUUGGCUUUCUUAAAAUUGGACAUGGAAAGAUCUGACGAUUUUAGACAUUAGACGAUACGAGAUCAGACACAUAACUUAUUUUGUUAAAGAUCAUUAAUUAUUGUUCGUCCGUCACAUCGCCGCUUGACACGAACUUGAAAAGA